AAAGUAGGGCGAAAGCAGUUGUCAGUGUCGUUUGCGUCCCAGUCCAAAUUCAGUCCACAUUACUCGGUAAACUCAAUCCGAAGCCACUAGACAAUACUUUUUCUAUUAUUUUAUAAGGUGGAAAUUCCUUCCAUGAUGAAGCAAUACGCACUGACAACCUGCAUUCGUCGCAUCUGGAUCAUGUCCGGAUGGCUGCGCCAGGAGGCGGCAAUAGCAGCAGGCAUGUUGGUGGUGCAGCGACAUCAGGUCGAACUGACGGAGCAGAAGGAGGAGCUCGAAGUCGGACAGCAGGCUGCACCCAGUGGCGGCGACGUGGGUGUCGACUCGCAAGGAAGACUACGGCGUGUGCGGCUGCUAGACGACUACAUCCUGCCCUUUGAAUGUGGUGUUUGAUUCUUGAUCUGCAACUCCUGUUCACCGAUCUGGUUGUGCGCUAGAGCGUAGUUAGUUAAUUACGCAUUCGAAUUAGUUCGAUGGUCUGAUUCGUAAAACCAUUUUUCCAAAUUUACAUAACAUAACAUAAAUUUUAAUCGAAAAAAUAGUCAAAAAAAUAUCAGUCCUUGUUAAUGUACAGUUUAUAUUUUCAAAAUAAGUUCGCGUUAGCGAAUUCAAAAUUAAACAAUAAUAGUUUCUCAGUUGUGAUUAAAAUAGUUCUGCUAUUCCAUUUUCAAAUUUGGAAUUAGCCCAGAAUUAAAUGGCAUGUGUCUGUCAGUAUGAACUAAA
This is a messenger RNA of Drosophila yakuba, 723 nucleotides long. RefSeq lists its product as uncharacterized. The transcript is spliced from 2 exons. The record is from RefSeq and is a predicted model, not a curated record. The coding region runs from base 133 to 393 and encodes 86 amino acids. NCBI's taxonomy places the organism in Eukaryota, Metazoa, Arthropoda, Insecta, Diptera, Drosophilidae.